Molecule: messenger RNA, 813 nt
Organism: Notechis scutatus (mainland tiger snake)
Lineage: Eukaryota; Metazoa; Chordata; Lepidosauria; Squamata; Elapidae
Source: RefSeq, a predicted model, not a curated record
UCCUUGCAGGUCAAAGCCUUCGGUCCCGGGUUGGAGCCGGUGGGCUGCAUCGUGAACAAACCGGCCGAGUUCACCAUCGAUGCUCGAGGAGCCGGGAAAGCAGCGCUCAAGAUCUAUGCUCAGGAUGCAGAAGGCACCCCCAUUGACAUCAAAGUCAAGGACAAUGGCAACGGGACCUUCUCCUGUGUCUACAUCCCCACCAAGGCCAUCAAGCACACCAUCAUCAUCAGCUGGGGAGGCGUCAACAUCCCCAAGGGUCCAUUCCGGGUGAGUGUCGGAGAAGGUAGCCACCCCGAUAAAGUCAAGGUGUACGGUCCUGGAGUCGAGAAAACUGGGCUGAAGGCCAAUGAACCCACCUACUUCACUGUGGACUGCAGCGAGGCUGGCCAAGGAGACGUGAGCAUUGGGAUUAAAUGUGCCCCUGGGGUGGUGGGACCAGCAGAAGCCGACAUCGAUUUCGACAUCAUCAAGAACGACAACGACACCUUCACGGUGAAAUACACCCCCCCGGGCCCUGGGCGUUAUACCAUCAUGGUGCUCUUUGCCAACCAGGAAAUCCCCACAAGCCCUUUCCACAUCAAAGUGGACCCCUCGCACGACGCCAGCAAAGUGAAGGCCGAGGGGCCUGGCCUCAAUCGGACAGGCGUGGAGGUCGGGAAGCCCACUCACUUCACCGUCUUCACCAAGGGAGCGGGCAAAGCCAAGCUGGACGUCCACUUUGCCGGUGCCACCAAGGACGAGGUGGUGCGUGACUUUGAGAUCAUCGACAACCAUGAUUAUUCCUACACGGUCAAAUACACAGCCGUGCAGCAG